This is a messenger RNA of Debaryomyces fabryi, 1998 nucleotides long. RefSeq names its product Crn1p (gene CRN1). The record is from RefSeq and is a predicted model, not a curated record. Gene Ontology annotation, biological process: actin filament organization. NCBI's taxonomy places the organism in Eukaryota, Fungi, Ascomycota, Pichiomycetes, Serinales, Debaryomycetaceae. The transcript has a single exon. Gene Ontology annotation, molecular function: actin filament binding. Bases 1 to 1998 code for a protein of 665 amino acids.
AUGGAAUGUUUACUAAUAUUUCAAUAUAGUGGAAAGUUUGUUAGGGCAUCUAAAUAUCGUCACGUAUUUGGACAGGCAACCAAGAAAGAAUUAUGUUACGAAAACUUGAAGAUCACAAAGAAUGCAUGGGAUUCCAAUAUUAUUGAUUCCAAUGGGAAAUAUUUAUCCGUCAACUGGGACUCUUCAGGAGGUGGUGCGUUUGCUGUAAUUCCUUUGAGCGAAGUUGGAAAGGCUCCAGAUACCGUUCCUUUAUUUAGAGGCCACAAAGGACCAGUAUUGGAUACUCAAUUUAAUCCAUUCAACCAACAACAAAUUGUCAGUUGUUCAGAUGAUGGUAAGAUUUGCUUGUGGGAGAUUCCAGAGGAUUAUUCAUUUCACAAGUACUUAGAUGAAUCUGAUAAUAUUAAGGAUAUCACUGAGCCAGUUAAAGUACUUUCCGGCCACACUAGAAAGGUGGGACACGUCGAGUUCCAUCCAUGUGCUGAAAAUAUUCUAGCAUCUUGCUCUAUGGAUUAUACCGUCAAAAUUUGGAAUUUGGAUACUGGUAAGGAUGAAAUUACUUUACAACAUAAAGACUUAGUUACUUCGUUAGCAUUUAACUAUAAUGGUUCUUUAUUAGCCACAACUUCAAGAGACAAGAAAAUAAGAAUCUGGGAUAUUAGAUCAGGUAAGGUUUUAUCAGAGGGUCCAGGUCAUACGGGUGCUAAGCCUUCAAGAGUUGUUUGGUUAGGUAAUACUGAUAGAAUCCUCACCACGGGUUUCUCUAGAUUAUCGGAUCGUCAAGUUGGUAUCUGGGAUGUGAAUAACAUUGAAGCAGGCGCGAUCGACGGUUUCCUUGUUAUUGAUUCGUCUUCAGGUGUAUUGAUUCCUGUUUUUGAUGAAUCAAAUAACAUUUUGUAUUUAGCUGGUAAAGGUGAUGGUAAUAUUCGUUACUUUGAGUAUGAAAAUGAUAUUUUACAUGAAUUAUCACAAUUCUCAUCCACUGAUCCUCAAAGAGGUUUUGCCGUUUCACCAAAAUUUUCGGUAAAUGUGAAGGAGAACGAGGUUUUAAAAUCUUUUAAGACUGUUAAUGACAACUCUAUUGAACCAAUAUCAUUUAUUGUUCCUAGAAGAUCAGAAUUAUUUCAGCUGGAUAUUUACCCUGACUGUCCUUCUCAAGACCCUGCUUUAACAGCACAAGAAUUUCUCGACGGUAAGGAAUGUAAUGGGCCUUUAUUAAUGAGUAUGGAAUCAUUAUACGAAGGUACUAAACCAUCUAUCAGGGAAUCAGAUGCUUCUAUUAGCGUUUCUUCUAUCAAAGAAGAAGCAGCCUUAGCCAAGAAGGAAGAGAAGCAAGCAAAGGAAAAAGACUUGAAAGAGAAGAAGGAAUCUCCUAAGGAAGUAAAGUCGGUUGAAAAACCUAAAAAUAAAGAAUUUACGCCGGAAUCAUCUCAAACCCCGAAAAAUGUGGAUGAAUUAUUGAAAUCAUCAGAUGAUGUUAAUGCUUUGAUCAAUAAAGUUAAUGAUGAAUCUGACGAUGAGGGAAAUCAAAAGGCAGAAGAGAAAGAUGAUGAAUGGGAAGAAGUAAAAAAGCCAGAGUUGUCUCUGAAUAAAUCUGCGAAUGAUAAGCAAGCAGAAACUAAGAGAGAAGAAGCAAAGAAAGAACAAGCAAAGAAAGAAGAAGCAAGGAAAGAAGAAGCAAGGAAAGAAGAAGCAAGGAAAGAAGAAGCAAAGAAAGAAGAAGCAAAGAAAGAAGAAGCUAAGAAAGAAGAAGCUAAGAAAGAAGAAGCAAAGAAAGAAGAAGCUAAGAAAGAAAGCAAUAGUUCGUCUACUUCCGCAACAAGCGCCUCGAAGACUACGUCAGGAGGUGGCCCUACCUUGAAAGGUACAGUUGAAAAACUUGCUACAUUAGUGGAAAAGUUAGAAGCUCAGGUCGUUAAAUUAACCGAAGCAGGUUUAGAAAAAGACGCAAAAUUAUCGUCUUUAGAAGGAAAAAUUAACGAAUUACUCAAGAAAUAG